Messenger RNA from Rattus rattus (black rat), 654 nucleotides. It is a transcript of the gene Hand2, whose product is annotated as heart and neural crest derivatives expressed 2. NCBI's taxonomy places the organism in Eukaryota, Metazoa, Chordata, Mammalia, Rodentia, Muridae. Gene Ontology annotation, biological process: regulation of transcription by RNA polymerase II; heart development. The record is from RefSeq and is a predicted model, not a curated record. The coding region runs from base 1 to 654 and encodes 217 amino acids. Gene Ontology annotation, molecular function: protein dimerization activity; DNA-binding transcription factor activity, RNA polymerase II-specific; RNA polymerase II transcription regulatory region sequence-specific DNA binding. The transcript is spliced from 2 exons.
AUGAGUCUGGUGGGGGGCUUUCCCCACCACCCCGUGGUGCACCAUGAGGGCUACCCGUUCGCCGCAGCCGCAGCCGCCGCUGCUGCUGCCGCCGCCAGCCGCUGCAGUCACGAGGAGAACCCCUAUUUCCACGGCUGGCUUAUUGGCCACCCGGAGAUGUCGCCCCCCGACUACAGCAUGGCCCUGUCCUACAGUCCCGAGUACGCCAGCGGUGCCGCGGGCCUGGACCACUCCCAUUAUGGGGGAGUGCCGCCCGGUGCCGGGCCUCCCGGCCUGGGGGGGCCGCGCCCGGUGAAGCGCCGGGGCACCGCCAACCGCAAGGAGCGGCGCAGGACUCAGAGCAUCAACAGCGCCUUCGCCGAGCUGCGCGAGUGCAUCCCCAACGUGCCCGCCGACACCAAACUCUCCAAAAUCAAGACACUGCGCCUGGCCACCAGCUACAUCGCCUACCUCAUGGAUCUGCUGGCCAAGGACGACCAGAACGGAGAGGCGGAGGCCUUCAAGGCGGAGAUCAAGAAGACCGACGUGAAAGAGGAGAAGAGGAAGAAAGAGUUGAAUGAAAUCUUGAAAAGUACAGUGAGCAGCAACGACAAGAAAACCAAAGGCCGGACAGGCUGGCCACAGCACGUCUGGGCCCUGGAGCUCAAGCAGUGA